Molecule: messenger RNA, 4834 nt
Organism: Camellia sinensis
Lineage: Eukaryota; Viridiplantae; Streptophyta; Magnoliopsida; Ericales; Theaceae
Source: RefSeq, a predicted model, not a curated record
UUGUGCACUUUUGUCGUAAAAUUUCCCUAAAUUUUUUGGGAUCAAUUUUCCCUCCAAAUUACGACCUUAAUUUCGCACCUCUCCCAAUUUUCCCUCCACUUCUCAAACCCUAACCACCUCUCUCUCUGUCUCUGUCUCUGUCUCUGUCUCUGUCUCUCUCUCUCUUCAAUUCAAUUUCCUCACUGCCAAAACCCUCUUUACCUGAUGCGGUUUUUCCCUAUGUAAGACUCUUUGUGUUUGCCUCAUCUCCUAAUUUAUUUAUUUAUUUUUCAAUAAAUUUGUUAGUUCUCUCUCUGUGUAUUGUCUUGACGAUACGAUUUCUUGCUUCAGGUCGCGAUGAAUCAAAUUGUGAUGUGUUAAAUAUCGUUUCUUUGCUAGGGUUUGAAUUUGAAUUUUGAUCGCAGAUGAGUCAAAAAUGUGUUCGCUUGGAGAUCACGAUGAUGAGAUUCAACAUACUAAGAGGAAUUCAAUUCUCGAUACUGAGACUCAGCCAUUUGACAAUGAGUUAACAAUGGGUUCGCUUGGAGAUCAUGAUGAUGAUGAUGUUCCACAUAUUAAGAGGAAUUUAAUUCGCAAUACUGAGACUCAGCCCUUUGACAAUGAGUUAACAAUGGGUGUGCUUGGAGAUAACCAUGAUGAGAUUCAACAUACUAAGAGGAAUUCAAUUCGUGAUCAUAGCGAUAUUGAGACUCAGCCCUUUGACAAUGAGUUAACAAUGGGUGCGCUUGGAGAUAACGAUGAUGAGAUUCAACAUACUAAGAGGAAUUCAAUUCUUGAUCGUGGUGAUAUUGAGACGCAGCCUUUUGACAAUGAGUUAACAAUGGGUUCGCUUAGAGAGAAUGAUAAUGAGAUUCAAUAUACUACGAGGAAUUCGAUUCUUGAUUGUGGCGAUAUUGAGACUCAGCCCUUUGACAGUCAGUAUUCUCCACUGCCUGGUGAGAGAUUUGAAGGCAAGGAUUUUGAUGAGUUGCAAUUUCUACAAAAUACUUUGCCAUUUGUUGAUACUGUUCCAUUUGAAGAUGCAUUUGAGACUCAGAUCAUGAAUGUCGGUGGUGAAACUCAAGUAUUGGAUGAUCUUGAUGGUGUUGAGAAUAUGGCCACUCAACUGUUAGAUGAGAGUGAUUAUGAAGUUGUUGAUACUGAUGGUGAAGGAACAGAUAGGACGGAAAUUUUGGGUGAUACUGAGGAGUCAUCUGAUGAUGACCCUGUAGAAAGAGUUGGCACUUAUCCAGUGGACCAGGAGCAUAAGCUUUGCAAACAAGAUGAUAGGGGAUUGAAAACAGAAUCAGAUGGUUUGAGUAAUGAACAGCACAGUGCAGAACUUGAUGUUUCUACUGCCAGACUACCAGGCAAAGACACCCCAAAAUCAAAGCCUGUAUCUGUGCGAAGGGAUUUUACUUCAGUUCGUGCUGCAGCUUUACGGGCCUCUGGUUUAGCAGCUCGUAGCAAGGCUUUUAAGGGAACCAACAGUGAGUCAUGCUCCAUUAAGAAUGAAGAUCAGUUUUCAAAACAACAUACUGCUGAGGACAAUGGGGUCGUAACUGUUACUAGAGAUUUAUCGACAUUCAGAGAGGAAGUUGAUCAGGAGGAUUUUCAGGAAGAGUACAAUGAGAAAAUGAAGGGAUUAAGGGAUGAAAACAAGUGUAAGGUUGGUAGUUCAACGGUGAGGAGACUUUUUCUGGAGGAUACACUUGCUGAGCCUAAAGGACCCAAUGAUGACAAGAAUAAUGCUGAUGGAGGAGCAGAUUUGUCUCAGUUGCCUGCUUGUGGUAAUGAGAUGGCGGGGCUAAGCUAUGUUGACUCUCAAGAACCUGGAGAUCUGUCGCAAGCCAAUGCACUAGAUGUUGUGGACAGGUAUCUCCAGUUUAAUGUCAUGGAUUUUAAUCAAGAAGUUGGCUUUGGAAGCUCCACUGGGCAGAAAUCAAAGCCUGACUCAAGUGCAAAAGGGACUCAAAGUUUGGUCAAAAUAACAAAUCUGAAAAUUACAGCUGGAGAAAGAGAGAUUUUUGAUUGGGAUGACAGCCGUGAAGAUGAAGGAGGGGGAGAGUUUUUCACCAAAAAGAAGGAAGCAUUCUUUGAUAAUGGAGGUCAGAGGAAGAGAUCUGUUAGCAAACCUCGGAAGCAUCUUGACUCCAAACGAAAUGGGGUUGUUGAUGAAACCAGAGACAAGGAAGAUCAACAAGAUAUCCAUCAAAAGGUAAAGGGUUUAGUUAAUUCCAAUUCAGGGUUAGUGUCGCGUAAUUCAAAAAGGAAUGACAAGACAACAAAGGUAACAAAAACAAAAUCCAAAAAGAAUCUUACUAAGGAGUUGGAUGAACCAUUAAAUAUUGGUUCCUCAGAUGGAAUGGAAGCUAUUGGUACUGACAAGGAUAUGACAGAGGUGCUGAAUGUAGGGUUUGAUACUCAAAUGGCUGCUGAAGCUAUGGAAGUGUUAUGUGCUGGUUUGGACAUGGCUGACCAUGACAACAAAGACAUUGAUCAAGGUACCAAAAAUAUGUUUGAGGCUUCUCCCAGAGCAAAAAAGAACAGAGCACAGUCUAAGGGAAACUUUCUACGGAAGAGAUCAGUUUCGUCUAGUUUUGGGGUUAUUACAAAAAAUUCCAAGAAAACAAAGAGCAUUGGUAACAAAUUAAGGAAAGAAUCAACUGUUUCAUCACAGAAACAAGCAAAGAAUGUCAGGAAGCAAUGCGAUACUGAGUUAGUAAAGGAAGAAAUGAAGAAGGCCAAGUCAAAUGCUGAAGGACACUUUGCCACCAAUCGGAUUGAAAAAAUAGACAGAGAGCAAAUAGAAGAAGAAAGAGCUCUGAAAAGAAAUGACAUUGAUGUGGUUGAUAGAUGUCAUGUCAUUGCACCAUCAAGUGGGUAUAAAUCGGUCAAGAAACGGAGUUUGCUAGAACAACUUGGUACUUUCACACCCAUAGCUCGUCGAACUAGACAGCGCAGGGUAACAAAUCAAAUAAGGAAUGGGAUUGCAUCAUGUGAUUCUAGUGAACGGUUGCAUUUGACUGAAACAAGACAAGGGUAUAGUACUGGUUCUGAUGCUUUUAAAAUGGUUGGUAAAGAGAAAUUUUCUAAAUUGGGUUCCAAUCAAUCCAGAGAACUUGAAAAUGUCAAAUUGACUGAGCAGAAGAAAUCACAUCAAAAGGUAACUGAUACAACUACUGUUGUCGGAAUUGGGCCAUUGAGAAAUAACAAAGGAAAAAGAACUCGUCGAAAGUUCUCUGAGUUAGUCAAUCAAUCUGUUGGGCUGGAAGCUGAUGGACAAUCACUUGGAAGAUUAAAAAGAUCAGAAAUCAGUGCUGUGAGCACUUCCAUUGAUCUAGGCAUCAGAAAGAAAGCUUGGUCAUCUGCAUGUGCUGGUCCAGUGUUGCGUUCCUCAGACCGGCAGUCUAAGGGAAGCUUGUUUCAGCGAAGUGUAGAUAGAGGAGGUUUAGGAGAUGCUUCUCUUAAAUGUAAUUCUGUUGAUGGGAAUGUGAUUCCUAAAGAUGUGGUUGGGGGUUUUGCAUCCAAGCAAUCUGACAGGAACAGUGAUGCAGAUACCAUGCUAGCUGGUGAAGGUGCUGAAGUGAAUGCUAGGUUUGAAGUGUCACCAGGAGACAGAUGUAAACAAUCUGGUUCAACAUUUACUACUCUUGUUAAUUGUACCACACCUGUAAAUGCUGCAUCACCUAUUUGUAAGGGUGAUGAGUAUUUCAAACAGUCAUGCAGGAAGAAUUUGUCAAAAUCCCUUAUGAAAGAAAUCAGUAGCUUAGUCUCCAAUGGACCAGAACCCACUUCUAUAAUGAAAGAUUCAAGGAGGAGGAGAGAUAUGGCUAAUGUUCGAGUAUUGUUCAGUCACCACUUAGAUGACGAUACAAUCAAGCAGCAGAAGAAGGUCUUGGCCCGGUUUGGAGCUUCUGUGGCAUCCUCUAUUUCAGAAGCAACACAAUUCAUAACUGAUAAGUUUGUGCGUACGAGGAAUAUGUUAGAAGCUAUUGCUUUUGGAAAACCAGUGGUGACCCAUUUAUGGCUUGAGAGCUGUGGAGAAACUGGCUGUUUCAUGGAUGAGAGAAAUUACAUAUUAAGAGAUGCCAAAAAGGAAAAGGAAUUUGGCUUUAGCUUGCCAGUUUCAUUGGCACGUGCAAGCCAACGUCCUCUUUUACAGGGGCUAAAAGUUUUGAUUACUCCAAAUACAAAGCCUAGUAAAGAAAUAUUGGCAAGCUUGGUUAAGGCAGUGAAUGGUCUGGCGAUGGAGAGAAUUGGUAGAUCAGCAUUCAAGGAUGAUAAAAUUCCAGACGACCUGUUAGUUUUAUCUUGCGAGGAAGAUUACGUUCUCUGUGUGCCUUUUCUUGAGAAAGGAGCAACAGUUCACAGUUCGGAGCUUCUACUGAAUGGAAUAGUUACUCAAAAGCUCGAGUAUGAAAGAGGAUGGAAAGAUGAUAAAUAAUGAUUUCUUAGUUUCAUCCCAAGACACCGUCUCUUUGCAGAUCAUGUCAAGAAAACCCGUUCUACAAUAUUUUUGAAACAAGACAGUAAUCAGUAUCUUCCUGUGACUAAAUGCAAAUAAGAUUGCUUUUCCCCUUGUUAUUUAUCCUCAUGUCCGUGUAUCUCCUCAAUGCUUCUCUUUUAUUUUUUUAUUUUUUUGCGAUUUAUUUGUACAUGCAGAGUUUCAAAUUUGGGAUGUCAGUUCCUUUCUUUUUUUAAAUAAAAAAUUUGUUUGGGAGAUUUUCUAGAUUUGGAUCUGCAUCUUGUAAAGAACACUUCAAUGUAUAUAUUAUUUUUAUUGCCAAGGAUGAUUUAUGACUGAGUUUUGUCGGUAUGAGAAAUUUUCAGGCACUGUUCAUGGUUGCUUCCA